Messenger RNA from Fraxinus pennsylvanica, 1473 nucleotides. The record is from the annotation of a GenBank genome assembly. Lineage: Eukaryota; Viridiplantae; Streptophyta; Magnoliopsida; Lamiales; Oleaceae.
AUGAACCGUCGUCCUACGAGGCACGCAACUAUGAACAAAGAGAAUAGAUCUUCGGAAGUUGUAGGUCCUGCAGUGCGAAUCACACGAGCAAGGGCUAAAGCCUUGGGCUCAUCAGGAGGAUUGCCACCUUUGCAUCCCUCAACCAAACAGGACGGUAAAAUGGUUUUGAAAACGAACUCCAAAAGAGCAGCGUCUGACGAGAACAAACCUGCUGCAAGUUCCUCUGCAUUUUCUCAGCAUAAGAAAAGGGCAAUUCUUAAAGAAGUAACUAACGUACUGUGUGAAAAUUCAUACAAAAAUUGCAUCAACGCAACAAAAGUUCAGUUUAGCAAACUGGAUAGAAAAGGCACUGUGAAAAAAAAUGCAAGGGUGGCACAUGCUGUUUCUGUUAAAGAGUCUCAGGUUCCAGAGGAUAGAAGAGAAAACAUAGCUGAAGAGAUUAACACAGUAAAUGUGGAGGAAUCACAAGAUAUUUGUUUACCCAUAAAUGUAAAAGAGUUAGGAACUGUUCAACCAAGUGAAUAUCUCACAACAGAUAAACAAAAUUCUACUAAGCGCAAUCCAUGGUGGAGUCAAUUGAAGCGAGGAGACAGCACACUCUGGCAUACACAAGAAAACUUGGAUAAUGCAGGCAUUAUGGACAUAGAUUCAAAACACAAGGAUCCACAGAUGUGCAGCCUGUAUGCCCCUGAUAUAUAUAGAAAUUUUCACACAACAGAGCUUGACAGGAGGCCUUCUGGCAAUUAUAUGGAGAAGCUGCAGCGAGACAUCAGCCCGGGCAUGCGGGGGAUACUGAUUGAUUGGCUUGUGGAGGUUUCUGAAGAGUAUAGGCUCGUCCCAGACACACUUUACCUUACUGUAAAUCUUCUUGAUCGGUUCUUGUCUGAAAACUACAUCGAGAAGCAAAAAUUGCAACUCCUUGGUGUAACCUGCAUGCUAAUUGCUUCAAAAUAUGAAGAAAUCUGUGCACCUCGUGUUGAUGAGUUUUGCUUUAUCACGGACAAUACCUAUGCAAAAGAAGAGGUAGUGAAAAUGGAAAGUUGCGUUUUGAAUUUUUUGGGUUUUCAGUUAUCUGUUCCCACUACAAAGAAGUUCCUUAGGAGAUUCAUUCAAGCAGCACAGGUUUCGUACGAGGUUCCAUCUGUUGAAUUGGAAUUCUUGGCAAAUUAUUUAGCAGAGUUAACUCUAACUGAGUACAGUUUCCUAGAGUUUCUUCCAUCUCUUGUUGCCGCAUCUGCUGUAUUUCUAGCCAGAUGGACACUAGAUCAAAUAUUCCAUCCAUGGAAUUCGACUCUGGAGCAUUACACCAACUACAAGGCCUCGGAGAUGAAAACCACUGUUCUCGCAUUGCAAGACUUGCAGCUAAAUACUCAUGGAUGCAAGUUGCACGCAAUACGUGAAAAAUAUAAACAGUCUAAGUUCAAGUGUGUGUCAACUCUCCGUUCUCCCAAAUCCGUUGGAUCACUUUUCUAG